AUGCCCUCCUAUUCUACACCUCCUGCUCCCCACGACUCUCCUGCUCUACAGCAUUUUUACCACGGAUCGCCUGUACAGGCGUGUGAAUCAGACCGACCCGCAGAACAGCCCAAAUCCCCAGCGGUUGUGUCACCAUCCGAUUCAAUCUCCAUCUUCUCCUCCUCUUCCUCCUCGUCCCCUGGCCCAUCUGUGCACUUGCCGGCGGAGUCGGUUGAAGUCCAAGUGCAAAACUCCGGGAGUCAUUGUCAGCAGUCAGUCGAAACGGAGGGCGAGGUAUCAACCACCUCGUCAACCUACUUCUACCUACGCGUGCGCAACCACCGUAAAGAGGAGGUGGAGGAGCAAACAGCCAAUCAAAGGCCUGUAGUUUCGUCGUCUAUUUCGACUGACAUCAGUGGUGUUGCGAGACCUCCGGAGGAGGAGGCGGAGGAAACUGGGGAUGAGAGGGAAGUUGUACCUGACGAGACAGCCAGUGAGGUAGCUACAGAACUGCAUUUAUCGCCCGUCACUUUGGACAGGGCCGAAGUUACUGUGACUACACGCAAAAGGUGA
This is a messenger RNA of Dibothriocephalus latus, 552 nucleotides long. The record is from the annotation of a GenBank genome assembly. NCBI's taxonomy places the organism in Eukaryota, Metazoa, Platyhelminthes, Cestoda, Diphyllobothriidea, Diphyllobothriidae.